UCGAGUGUUUGCCGAGUCAGAUGUUUAAUGAUUUUUUUUUUUGUGAAAGUGUGAAAUUGUCUGCUCUUUUCUCUGCAGGAAUAAAUGCACAGGAGACCUACGAUUGUGGGGUAGCUCCCCUAAACACACGCAUAGUGGGCGGCACAGACGCCCCUGCGGGUAACUGGCCUUGGCAGGUCAGUAUACAUUACAAUGGCAGACACAUCUGUGGGGGAACCCUGAUCAACAACCAGUGGGUGAUGUCGGCUGCUCACUGCAUUGUCUCGACUAACAUCAACAGAUGGACAUUGUACUUGGGAAGACAAACCCAGAGCACGUCUGUUGCCAACCCAAAUGAAGUGAGCGUUGGUAUUCAGUCCAUCAUCGUCCAUCCAAAGUACAACAACAGCCUUCUGAAUAAUGACAUCUCCCUGAUGAAACUGAGUCAACCAGUGACCUUCUCUCAAUACAUUCGUCCGGUCUGCCUGGCAUCUAAAGGAAGUGUCUUUCACAACGCCACAACUUGCUGGGCUACCGGCUGGGGAAACAUUGGCAAAGACCAGGCUUUGCCGGUUCCUAUGACACUGCAGGAGGUGGAAAUACCAGUUGUGGGCAACUCACAAUGUAGCUGCCAGUAUAGGAAUAUCGCUGGUAUUACAAUCACACCACAGAUGAUUUGUGCAGGGAGAACAGGCAAAGGAAUCUGUCAGGGAGAUUCUGGAGGACCGAUACAGUGCAAACAGGGUUCUGUGUGGGUCCAGGCUGGGAUCACGAGUUUCGGGACGAGCCUGGGCUGUGCCAUAAAGGAUUUCCCAGAGGUGUAUGCACGUGUCUCCGAGUUCAACACGUUUGUCACAGACAACAUACAGGGAGCCGCCAUUGGCCUUGUGACCUUUAAAUCCAACGGCACAGACGGCAGCUUCACAUGCUCAGCCACACUUCACUUCUCACUCUACUCUAGUUUUAUCAUUCUCUUCACUGCGCUCAUCUCAAACUUCCUCUCACAUUUAUUAGUCACUAGUCACUAACAACAGACCCAGACAUGCAUGCAGCUCUGAACUAACAGGUUAAAGGGGGAAAUGAAUGUGUGAGAGAGAAAAUACUGUGAAAAAAGUUUCUGGAACAACAUUUUCCCAGUUGGUAACGUCUACAAUGGGUCUGUUGAAGUGAAAUUCAUUAUUUAAGAUGACUGAUUAUAACUGAAUUCAACCAACCUGAAAAACAAGCAUAACUGUCAGUAGAUAGGCCUAUAACCUGAUUUCUCCUGUUAGGUAAAAUUACUUAUUAUUGUUAUGUGCUGGGCAGGUUUAUAAUCAGUAAAAUGGUCAGUCUGUGAUCUGAAACAGCGCAAAUACAGAACUUAAUUAAAUAGUUGAUAAAAUAAUUGUAAUAUUUAAAGGGGU
Messenger RNA from Pimephales promelas (fathead minnow), 1382 nucleotides. The record is from RefSeq and is a predicted model, not a curated record. Lineage: Eukaryota; Metazoa; Chordata; Actinopteri; Cypriniformes; Leuciscidae.